Messenger RNA from Cylicostephanus goldi, 419 nucleotides. Lineage: Eukaryota; Metazoa; Nematoda; Chromadorea; Rhabditida; Strongylidae. The record is from the annotation of a GenBank genome assembly.
AUGGAGCUUGAACCGUACAAUAUCAACAUCUCGGUGCUUUGCCCGCCUAACACGGAUACGGAUUAUUUUAGAAGUUUCCACACUACAACGAUGCCUGUAAUUAUGCGAAAAAUGACUGCAGUUGCUGGAUUGGUGUCAGCUGAGGAAGUUGCCAGAGCUCACAUUAGAGACAUAGAAAGUGGCAAUUACUUGACCACAAAUGGUUUGAUGGGAUGGUUCUUAGGUCUGGUCACGGCUGGGGCAUCUCCGGAGAGAAGUAUGUUGCAAGCCCUUGCUCAGUUCUAUUUGAGUGCAUUGGGACGAGUAGGUAUUCUCGCCGUUGUUGGAUAUUUCAACUCACUCUCUAGAGAACAUGCCAAUAUGAGGAGAAAAGAAAGUGAACAUGCUUCGUUGCCUGGCGCAAAAAUCCAUUCAUAGUU